Molecule: messenger RNA, 450 nt
Organism: Lodderomyces margitis
Lineage: Eukaryota; Fungi; Ascomycota; Pichiomycetes; Serinales; Debaryomycetaceae
Gene: CMD1
Product: calmodulin
Exons: 2
Coding region: 1-450 (149 amino acids)
Biological process (GO): spindle pole body organization
Cellular component (GO): central plaque of spindle pole body
Molecular function (GO): enzyme regulator activity; calcium ion binding
Source: RefSeq, a predicted model, not a curated record
AUGGCUGAAAAAUUAUCAGAACAGCAAAUUGCUGAAUUCAAGGAAGCAUUUUCAUUGUUUGACAAGGACAGCGAUGGAAAAAUAACCACCAAAGAGUUGGGUACUGUCAUGAGAUCCUUGGGACAAAACCCUUCAGAAAGUGAGUUGACAGACAUGAUCAAUGAAGUCGAUGUUAAUUCGGAUGGAUCGAUUGAUUUCCCAGAGUUUUUAACUAUGAUGGCUAGAAAGAUGAGAGAUACUGAUUCUGAAGCUGAGAUUGCUGAAGCUUUCAAAGUGUUUGACAGAAACGGUGAUGGAAAGAUAAGUGCUGCCGAAUUAAGACAUGUUCUUACGUCUAUUGGUGAAAAAUUGUCUGAUGCUGAUGUUGAUCAAAUGAUUAAGGAAGCUGAUACAAAUAACGAUGGUGAGAUCGAUAUUCAAGAAUUCACUCAAUUGUUGGCUGCCAAGUAA